Messenger RNA from Alosa sapidissima (American shad), 8003 nucleotides. It is a transcript of the gene atp13a3, whose product is annotated as ATPase 13A3. Gene Ontology annotation, molecular function: polyamine transmembrane transporter activity; ATP hydrolysis activity; ATPase-coupled monoatomic cation transmembrane transporter activity. The coding region runs from base 441 to 4217 and encodes 1258 amino acids. The transcript is spliced from 34 exons. The record is from RefSeq and is a predicted model, not a curated record. Lineage: Eukaryota; Metazoa; Chordata; Actinopteri; Clupeiformes; Clupeidae. Gene Ontology annotation, cellular component: late endosome membrane. Gene Ontology annotation, biological process: intracellular calcium ion homeostasis; polyamine transmembrane transport.
AGAUCUUAAAAGAUUUAAAGUGUUCCUUUCUUUCUUUUCUGUUUCUGUCUCUCUCACACUCUUAAUGUGUGACUCGCUGUGUACAGUGAGGUGCGACGCAUCACAAGGCUCGACUCAAGUCCUGCCCUGUCCCUCAUCUCCUUCAGUGUUCACUCUCCUAACCAGGCAGUAGACGUCUGCCAUCCGUGUUGGCUAUAAAGUGUAGAGGAUUUCUCAAUUACCAUAUUGUUCGAUCCGGCCGAAGGUGCCUGUUAUUGCAGGUGUACAACCCAGGGAAGAUUGUAAAUGUUGUGGAGACGUCCUGAUAUUUAGCGGAAAGCACAAUAAGGGGUCCAGGUGUGUGCCGUGAGAGAGCUCUUCUAGUCUGAAGGCUAUCCUGGGCCAUUGCGUCCCAGGUGUGCAGGUAAGCAGCUGUGGUUUGGGCUGGACUCUGCUUCACCAUGGAGGACUUGAAGAUCGUCAACAAGGGGCUGGAGGACGAGAUGGAGAUCGGCGGGUACCGUCUAUGCCGCUGGAAGCUGGCACUGGUGGGGGCGGGGGUGGUUUGCACGGGCGGCUUCCUGCUGCUGCUGCUCUACUGGAUGCCUGAGUGGUGUGUCAAGGCCACCUGCACUCGCACCACCGUGAAGGAGGCCGAGAUGGUGCUGCUCCAGUCCACAGACGAGUUCAAACGCUGGUUCCUGGCUAAGGUGCGCGUGAUGCUGGCCCCUGGCAGGGACCCGUUUGACGACCUGGACUCUCAGACCACCUCGACUUCCGUGGCCAACGGCCAUACCACCCACAACUCCCAAAGCCCCGCCCAGGAGUUAAUCCACAAGUAUGCCGAGUACCAGCCCGUGCAGAUCCGCUAUUUCACACUCCACAGCACAAAGUACUACUGGAGUGACACGUCCCAGAAUUUUGAGGUGUUCACUGGCCUGGAGGAUCUGGAGGUGACCUGCUCCACCGUCCACUCGAAGCACAGCGCAGGGCUCUCAAGGAACCAGCAGGAGUAUAGGAGAUUAUUUUUUGGAGUGAAUGAAAUUGCAGUGAAAGUGCCUUCUGUUUUCAAGCUGCUAAUUAAGGAGGUCCUCAACCCCUUCUACAUCUUCCAGCUCUUCAGUGUAAUCCUCUGGAGUGCGGACGAGUACUACUACUACGCCGCGGCCAUCGUCUUUAUGUCUGUCAUAUCGAUAGCUACCUCCCUGUACACCAUCAAAAAGCAAUACGUCAUGCUUCAUGACAUGGUGGCAGCUCACAGUAUUGUCCGAGUUUCCGUUAUCAGAGCCAAUAAUGAAAUCGAGGAGGCCAUGUCCACUGACCUCGUCCCAGGUGAUGUCAUGGUGAUCCCCAGCAAUGGGACCAUCAUGCCUUGCGAUGCCGUGCUGAUCAGUGGAACAUGCAUUGUCAACGAGAGCAUGCUCACAGGUGAGAGUGUGCCCGUCACCAAAACCAACCUGCCCAACCCACGCCAGGGAGAGAAGGGGGACGAGGGCGAUGGCUUCUACUGCACCGAGGAACACAAGAGGCACACUCUGUUCUGUGGCACCAAUGUCAUCCAGACCCGCUUCUACUCAGGGGAGCUGGUCAAAGCCGUGGUGGUCCGCACUGGCUUCAGCACAGCCAAAGGGCAGCUUGUGCGCUCCAUCCUCUACCCCAAGCCCACGGACUUCAAGCUGUACCGUGACGCCUCCCUCUUUCUGCUCUGCCUGGUGGCUGUGGCCGGCAUCGGCUUCAUCUACUCCAUCGUCCUCAGCAUCAUGAACCAGGUGCCGGCUAAGACCAUCAUCAUCGAGUCUCUGGACAUCAUCACCAUCACGGUGCCCCCUGCUCUCCCGGCAGCCAUGACGGCGGGCAUCGUCUACGCCCAGCGGCGCCUCAAGCGCAUCGGCAUCUUCUGCAUCAGCCCACAGCGCAUUAACAUCUGCGGCCAGCUCAACCUGGUCUGCUUCGACAAGACGGGCACCCUCACCGAGGAUGGCCUGGACCUGUGGGGAGUCCAGAGAGUGGAGAACAAAAGUUUCCUACUGUCGGAGGAGAACCCCUACAAGGAGAGUCUGGUGAAGUCCUCGUUUGUGGCGUGCAUGGCCGCCUGCCACUCCCUCACCAAGAUCGAGGGCCAGAUCUCUGGGGACCCCCUGGACCUCAAGAUGUUUGAGGCCACUGGCUGGAUCCUGGAGGAGGCCACAGAGGAGGAGACAGCGCUCCAUAACCGCAUCAUGCCCACUGUGGUGCGGCCGCCCAAGCAGCUCCUUCCAGAGCCCAUCGUGUCACCUGAUCAGGACAUGGAGCUGUAUGAAUUGUCGCAGACUGGUUACGAGAUUGGGAUCGUGCGGCAGUUCCCCUUCUCCUCGGCACUGCAGAGGAUGUGUGUGGUGACGCGGACGCUCGGGGAGAAACGCAUGGACGCCUUCCUCAAGGGCGCGCCCGAGGUGGUGGCCAGCCUCUGCAAGAAGGACUCAGUGCCAGAGGAUUUUGCGGAGGUACUGGAGGAUUACACAAAACAGGGCUUCCGGGUCAUUGCCCUGGCACACCGACGCCUGGAGUCCAAGCUGACCUGGCAUAAAGUCCAGAACGUGAACCGGGAUCAUAUUGAAGCCAACAUGGAGUUCCUUGGCCUGAUCAUCAUGCAAAACAAAUUGAAGCCAGAGACCCCUGGUGUGCUAGAGGACCUCCGACAAGCCAACAUCCGCACCGUCAUGGUCACAGGUGACAACAUGCUGACGGCCAUAUCUGUAGCACGGGACUGUGGGAUGAUCCCUCCCGAGGACCGGGUGAUCAUCGCCGACGCACUGCCCCCCAAGGAUGGCCAGGCGGCCAAGAUCAACUGGCGCUACGCGGACAACCCCACUAAGAACUCCACCAAGGCUCCACGGCUGGAGGAAGUGGAGAUCAGCCUGGAGGACGUGACCCAAGGCGAUGAACUCAAGCCGCAGGAGAGCUACCACUUUGCCAUGAGCGGCAAGGCCUUUGCCGUCAUCACCGAGCACUUCCAGGACCUGCUGCCGAAGCUGGUGCUCCAUGGCACAGUGUUUGCCCGGAUGGCGCCGGAUCAGAAGACACAGCUAGUGGAGGCGCUGCAGAGUGUGGACUAUUUUGUGGGAAUGUGCGGUGAUGGUGCAAAUGACUGUGGUGCGCUGAAGAGAGCCCAUGGGGGCAUCUCUCUGUCGGAGCUGGAGGCAUCCGUGGCCUCCCCCUUCACCUCUAGAACGCCCAACAUCUCCUGCGUGCCCAACCUCAUCAGGGAAGGCCGGGCAGCCCUUAUUACGUCCUUCUGUGUGUUCAAGUUCAUGGCCCUCUACAGCAUCAUCCAGUACAUCAGCGUCACGCUGCUCUACUCUAUCCUCAGCAAUCUGGGAGACUUCCAGUUCCUCUUCAUAGACAUCGCCAUCAUCCUCAUCAUCGUCUUCACCAUGAGUCUGAACCCGGCGUGGAAGGAGCUGGUCCCGCGGCGGCCCCCGUCCGGCCUGAUCUCGGGGCCGCUGCUCUUCUCUGUGCUCACCCAGAUCCUCAUCUGCUUCGGCUUCCAAACACUAGCCUUCCUCUGGGUCAGCCAGCAGAGCUGGUACAACAGGUGGACGCCCUCGUCCGAUGCCUGCAACCUGACCUCUUCUAGCAACAUCUCUGUCGAGCACAAUGACACAGAGCUGGAUGACCACAACAUUAAGAACUACGAGAACACCACCCUCUUCUACGUCUCCUCUUUCCAGUACCUCAUUGUGGCCAUUGUCUUCUCCAAGGGGAAGCCCUUCCGACAGCCAAGCUAUAAGAACUGGCCUUUCGUGCUGUCAGCGUGCAGCCUGUACGCCUUCCUGCUCUUCCUCCUGUUUUACCGCAACAGUGCCAUCGACGACUUUUUGGAGAUUGUGUGUGUUCCUAUGGAAUGGCGCCUCACCAUACUGUUAAUCAUCUUCCUCAAUGCUGUUGUCUCUAUCUUUGUGGAGACCCUCGUCCUUGACGUCGUCUUAUGGAAGCUUGUGUUCAGCCGAGACAAGCAGGGCAGCUACGCCGCCAGCCCUGCCGCCCCGACACCACAGGGCAGUGUUGAUUUGUGGGGCCACCGGUGUGUGUCGUGGCUCACCUGCCAGAGGAGGAAGGUGCCCAAAGCGCGCUACAUGCACCUGGCCCAGGAGCUCAGCGUGGACCCCGAUUGGCCCCCCAAGCCCAAAACCACCACGGAGGCCAAGCCCCCACCUCGGCCAGAGAACGGCUCGUACCAGAUCAUCCCAGCAUCCUAGCAUCCCCCCGCCCCCCAUCCUAUUCCUCCCCCAAGACUACUAGUGCCCCCAACCUGUUGCCCAUGCUUAAAUUGGGACCAGAGCAGCAGAAAUGUGUCAAACGGUCAACAUUAUAAAAGAUGUUCUAGACGCAAAAAGCAAAAAGAGACAGAAAAAAAACAACCCAGGUUUGGGAAAAAGAAACACACGGACAAACAGCAAUGGCAAGAACUGAAAGAGUUAUACCUCCUACUACGACACCUGCAGCUGUGGCCAUGGACACAACUAGGGCUGUGUGCUUUUUAUCGUUGUGUUUUGUCUCUGCUCAGACUUGUCCACCCCCCUCAGGCUCGUGCUGAGUGGUGCCCCCAGGCUGGGAACUGCGGGUCAGCCACUCAGACAGCCUGGAAACACUGGGGAGCCUGCUACUGGGUUAUCCAACUUCAAUGGUAUCGCUUUGAAACCCAAUGUAUUUUUUUUUUCUUCUUUUUUACAGUGCUGAGAUCAUGUGCAACGCACAACUGUUUUUUUUUCUCUCUUUUUUUUUUUUUUGGUAAUCCAAAAAUGAAAGAAAAAAAAUAAGAACGACAAACAGGCAGUCUGUGCUUUUCUUACACGACACCCUUUUGCCCACCUCUCUCCAGCAGCCAGCUAUCCUCACCGUGGAGUAGAGAGGUCUCCAAGUGUUCUGAUGCAAUUGUAAACCUGUUGUUUAAAUUAGGCUGUUAUAUACAGGCUGCAUGCCAAAGGUUUGCAUUCAAAAGCAACUACUCAUGCAUGUGAAAUCAUAAACUCCCGUAAGUUAUUAACAGAAAAACCUUGAUGGAUCUGCAAGCCAGUCAUUUUUACACCUAUAUAUUAAUCAAUUGUUAUUUUUUUAUUUUUUUUCAUUUCUUCCCAUGGAAGAAUUUAGUAUGAUGAUGAUGCAGACUAAAAGGCCAGGCAUUGUGAAAAAAGUCCCUUUGCUGUGUGCACUUUCUUUUUCAAACAAACAACACAUCGACUGGGUUCGCUACUGACAAGGUGGACACAUUUGUUAGAGCUGGGCUCUUCAGAAUGAGACUCAAACUCACCGCCGGCAGCACCAAUCAGAGGCGUGGGCUGCCCUCCCAAUAGAGCACAUUGUUCCGUACAGGUAAAGGCCUGAGGGGAGACAGGGAAGAGGCUUUGGUUUGAGGUGUAUCGCUGGCCUUCCUGCAAGAGUGCUGUUUGUCUCUCUCUCGCCAGCAUUUCAUGCCGUGUAUGCGUUGCAGGCGAGGAAUUUUGGCCAGCAGUGUUAAAAGCCACACGUCUGUCCUGUAUGCAAUUUUUUUUUUUUUUUUUGGUUUAAUUGUUUUGUUUUCCUCUCUUUAAAUGGUGACAUAUCAUGUCAGAAUCCAGUGUAUGUCCACUUAGGGAAAGCAUCAGCUUAAAUACAGCACAUGUCCAUGUGAGGUAUUUUUUUAAAAGGUCUUUAUAUAUAUAUAUAUAUAUAUAUAUAUAUAUAUAUAUAUAUAUAUAUAGUAUACGUUGCGUCGUUGGAAUUGACAUCAGAUUUCAGCAGCAGUGUAAGUAAUAUGUCCUGAGCCAUUCUCACUCUCCACAUGAAAGUCAGUAGAAGGAGAACCCAACUGGGGGUUCCUGAGGAGUUUAUUUUGUCUAUUCACAUGGAAGUCAGUAUAAGGAGAACCCAACUGAACAUCUGAUUUACAGUCAAGUAUUGUAGACUGGCGUAUGAGUGUCCAUAGGUGCUGUUGUAAUGCCAGCAACACUAUGUACGAUACGGAUGUACUGUAGGUGUUGGCACUGAUUUUAGUCAGGUGUGAAAAAGGAAAAGUUUUUCCUCAAACGUAUUCAUGGUUGGUAUUUCAGGAAAAGUCAAUACAAUUUAUGAUGAGUAAUGUAAUCAUGGACCUACAAUAUGUUGCAGUUUGACCAUGUGAUUUAUUGAUGAUGAAAAUAUGAUUUUCCCAAAAUAAAGUUAGUUUGGAAGACUUUAAAAAAAAAAAAAAAAUGUUCAGCAGAAAAUAGGCCUACCUGUCAUCUUAAUCUCAUUUGAUUUUACAUGCCAUCUUUAACUCAUAACGUACCUAUUCCAAUUUGUCCCCAGUUAGUCUAUUGAGGGUCAGAGGCAACUUUUUAAAACUUGUUUGAACUGGUCCGCUAUGAUUCUUCCUCUUUUGAAUUGUGAGAUAUGCUUUCAGCAUUACAAUAUACUGUUCCCAAAGUGUUCCCAAAUAAAAUGCUGGAAAUAACAAAUUUACCGAAAGAAUGUCCCACAAUUGCUCCAAAAUUUGUUAGAAUAUUUCAGUGUGUCCAAAUAUGUGGACUGUUAAAACUUUAACUCCGGCUGUAUAUUUGUUUGAGAUGUACAUUUAUUCAUGUAUUUAAAUUAAGCUUUUUGAAAUGGAAUUGUUUAGGUGUGUUUAGACAAUUCUAGGUUUGUUCUUUAAUAUCAGAGUAAGGGCUUUUUUUAUGUUUUUUUGUUUGUUUUGUUUUGUAUUGUUUUUUUGGUACUGUUUGGUCAUAGAUUGUCCAGGUCAGAUGUCUGUCUGUAUAUUUUUGUGCUGUUGAGAUGAUGUAAAUGUCUUGUCAUGUCUGGAAAGAGGGCUGGUAUGCGUUUUGAUCUCUUUUGUUCUCAGUGUACAUCCACUGGGCAUUUCCCCUUUUUUCCCGUUUCAUUUUUGUCAUAGAGGUUUAUAAAAUAACAUUUGGCUCUUGAACUGAUCUUUUAAAAGGAGGUCAAUGUCUACCUAUUUAAGUCAUCACCACAAUGCAAUGCCCAUUUUAUUUAAAACAUGAAAUAAGGGAUUCCACUGUAAACAGGAGCGACUCAUUCAAACUAGAUGGAAAGUUCUAGUCUUUUAUUGAAUGUGUUUCUUUUUCUCAUGGUCUAUGUUAUACGAUGUUCUGUCAUUCUGUUUGCCUUUCCCUCUAUGUUUCUAACAGUGGCUAGACCCCACAACAAAUGUACUCUUGGGUGAAAACUGCUUUCUUAAUUGUUGCUGCAGAUUUUUUAUUCAUAUACUGUUGAACAUCUUAUCUUGUAGAAGUGCUUUGUGUCAAUACCUUUUCCCAUUUGUGCCCCUACACGGGACCAUGCGGUUGCUAAGGGGGCUUUAUACAGUCUGUUGUCAGACAAGAGGCCAGGCACCUUAUUCACAGUCUUUAAUCAAAUGUAAUUGGCAAAUCUGGAUGCAGACACCGACAUCAAAUUUAAUUUUGUCUUCAAGAUGUCUCAUGCCCUUAAACACAGCUCUAAUCUAACAUGUUAUACUCCAUAGAAAGGUACAUAGAAAACAAAUUGAAGAAAAAUAUGUUGUAAAUGUAUCAUUUUUACUGUGUGUUCUAACAACACAUCAAGAGGCGUUUUUUGUCUGUCUAAAGAACAGUUCAGCCACUAGGACUUAUAAACCUUGAGUGGUUUUACAUCCUCAGGGAAAUGUACAUGUAUUUGUAAUAAAUGAUUGAUUAAAUGAAAAAUGGAGCCGAAUUAAAGGACAAUGACCAUAAAACAGAACAACAGGGCCUUUGUGUCUGUGCUUUUAUUUUGUUUUCUUUAUGUUAGUCUCCAGACUCCUUUUCACCCCUACAGCCAAAAUUUUUUUUUUUGUGGUGGUUGUUUGUAUCUCCUCUCUUUAAAGAUGGAACACAUGUUUUUUCUAAAUCAUGUUUUGCAGAGAUGUAAAUUGCUUUUCUACGUCUAAUUUAUUUUUAAUUUAUUUUUUAUUUGUAUCUGUUUUCUGAUGAUUCAAUUUCUCAGAGGUAUCCAAGUUCUUUUUGAUUUCUCUUGCCCCCUAAUUCUUUGCAAUAAAAUCAUCAAGAGUC